Messenger RNA from Epinephelus fuscoguttatus (brown-marbled grouper), 4965 nucleotides. It is a transcript of the gene slc44a5b, whose product is annotated as solute carrier family 44 member 5b. The transcript is spliced from 22 exons. Bases 169 to 2298 code for a protein of 709 amino acids. The record is from RefSeq and is a predicted model, not a curated record. Gene Ontology annotation, biological process: transmembrane transport. NCBI's taxonomy places the organism in Eukaryota, Metazoa, Chordata, Actinopteri, Perciformes, Serranidae. Gene Ontology annotation, molecular function: transmembrane transporter activity. Gene Ontology annotation, cellular component: membrane.
UCAGCUGCGUGGCCGAAGCAUCCUCCAAGAGCCCAAGACCUUUCCAGGUUCCUGUGUUUAUUUCUCGACGGGACCACCGAAAGACACUAAAAUAACUGCGGUUCAACCUCGACUCUCAUAUGCGGUCUCCAAAACCAAGACGACGCUGCAUUUGUCCUACCAAGUGCCAUGGCUAGAAAGACGGACAUCCCCUCCUCUUACUAUGGUGAGCCGCGCAAAUUUGACCCAAACUUCAGAGGACCGGUUCAUAACAGGAGCUGCACUGAUGUGGUUUGCUGUGUUAUCUUCAUCAUUGUCAUUCUCGGCUACAUCGCUCUGGGUACAGUGGCCUGGAUCCACGGGGACCCCAGGAAGGUUGUGUAUCCAACCGACAGCCACGGUCAGUUCUGCGGCCACCAGAACACCCCCAAUGCAAACAAAGCCAUACUAUUCUACUUCAACAUGUUGAAAUGUGCCAAUCCUGCAGUUUUGAUUAACCUCCAGUGCCCUACAACCCAGCUCUGUGUCUCCAAGUGCCCUGACAGAUUUGCAACUCUCCUGGAUGCGUGGAAUACCAAAAACUGGGAAUAUUACAAGCAAUUCUGCAAGCCGGGCUUCGAGAUUGGCAGCAAGAGAGUUGCAGAAGUCAUACGAGAUGAAGACUGCCCGUCUAUGAUCGUGCCAAGCAGACCUUUCCUACAGCGGUGCUUCCCUGAUUUCAUUACAAGAAAUGGAAUUUUAACUGUAGCCAAUCAGACCAUCUUCAAAGACGGUGACAAUAACAAGAGAAGUGUCAGCGACCUCAAAGAUGCUGCCAAAAGUAUGGCCAGUCUGCUGAAUGCCAAAGAAGUUGGCAUGAAGAUCUUUGAGGAUUAUGCAAAUUCCUGGGACUGGAUCCUCAUUGGUUUGGUGAUAACCAUGGCGGUCAGUCUGGUCUUUAUCCUGCUGCUGCGCUACACUGCUGGUGUGCUCCUGUGGCUCAUUAUCUUUGGUGUCAUCGCUGCAGUGGGCUACGGGAUCUGGCACUGCUACUGGGAGUACAGCACUCUGAGCGGGAAGCCAGGUGCCAAUGUCACCAUCUCUGAUAUCGGCUUCCACACAGACUUCAGCAUUUACCUUCAGCUCAGCCAAACGUGGCUCAUCUUUAUGAUCUCGCUCUCUGUGAUUGAGGCCAUCAUUGUGAUUAUGCUGAUAUUUCUGAGGACAAGGCUGCGCAUCGCCAUUGCAUUAUUGAAGGAGGGAAGCAAGGCCAUCAGCUACAUCAUGUCCACUCUCUUCUACCCCAUCAUCACCUUUUUCCUCCUGGCCAUCUGCAUUGCUUACUGGGCCGUCACAGCAGUCUUCUUAGCAUCAUCUGGUAAUGCAGUCUACAAGGUCACACCUACUGAUGAUAAAUGCAUGUAUGCCAACCUCACAUGCAGUCCAAAGACCUUCAGUCAGACCAAUAUUACCAAAGUGUGUCCCGGGUCACAAUGCAUGUUUGCCUUCUAUGGUGGAGAAAGUGUGUACCACCGCUACAUCCUCGUCCUGCAUCUGUGUAACCUGUUCGUGUUCCUCUGGCUGGUCAACUUUACCAUCGCGCUGGGCCAGUGCACCCUGGCUGGAGCUUUCGCAUCUUACUACUGGGCCCUGAGGAAGCCAACCGACAUCCCUGCAUGCCCCCUGUACUCUUCUUUUAGCCGAGCCAUACGUUACCACACAGGUUCUCUUGCCUUCGGUUCUCUGAUCCUCGCCGUGGUGCAGUUGGUCCGAAUUGUUCUCGAGUACCUGGAUCACAAUCUGAAAGGUUCUCAAAAUGCAUUCGCUCGAUUCAUGCUUUGCUGCCUCAAAUGCUGCUUCUGGUGCCUGGAACAUUUCAUCAAGUUUAUAAACAGAAACGCAUACAUUAUGAUAGCAAUAUAUGGAAAGAACUUCUGCACCUCUUCCAAGGAUGCUUUUUUUCUCUUGAUGAGGAAUGUUAUUCGGGUUGCUGUUUUGGACAAGGUGACAGACUUUCUGCUCUUCUUGGGGAAACUGCUUAUUUCAGGAAGUGUUGGUGUUCUUGCAUUUUUCUUCUUCACACGUAAGAUACCAGUCAUUCAAGAGGAGGUGCCAUCCCUAAAUUACUACUGGGUCCCCCUUCUGACGGUGAUAUUUGGAUCCUACAUGAUCGCACAUGGCUUCUUUAACGUCUAUGCCAUGUGUGUGGAUACGUUGUUCCUGUGUUUUUUGUGGGAUCUGGAGGUGAAUGACGGCUCUCCCAGCCGGCCCUUCUACAUGAACAGCACCUUGAGGCGCAUUGUCGGCAAGAAGAACAUCAAGACGACAAGAACGAGAUAGGGGAGAGUGGAGGUCAUUUACCAAAGUAUGGUAAAAGCCCAUGUGACAAUAAGCCAAAUGUAAUGUGAGUGUACACAGGUUGCCACUGUACACUAUAAUGGACAAACCAUAAGUUAAGCAACUCACAUGCUCAUAAUUUAUGGACUUGAUAGAUGGUUGGUAUUUAUAGCGAACUCCAGAAGUCAGUUUGUAUACAAAAUCAGUAUUUGUAUUGGAUGGUGUACAAAGUCACACUAAGGUCUUGUAAAUAUAUAUAUUUUAUUUUAUAGUUAUAACUGAAAUAUACAUAUAAUUAUGUAUACUUUUUACAGCCACACACUACAUAGUAAGUUCCUAUUGGAAUGACUAGUUUCUUUAUUUAUUGAGAUUGUGGUAAACUGUUGUUUUUGCUCUUAACCUCUUGUAGUUGCCAGUUUUCACCACUUGGUGGUGCCAGUUGUCACCAGGCCUCUGAUGUGUGCCGUUGUUGAGUUGUGGAUGCACUGCUGACUGAACUAGUUUUUCCAUGAAAUGGUCAAAUGUCAGCUCAUCUUUGUAUUGUGUUAUCACAGUUUUGACCUGACAUUGUCUCACAUUGAGAAACAUAUUUGCCUCUUAGCAUCCGCUGUUUUCAUAUUUAAUUGUCAAGGACAUAAUGGCACAGCAGUUCAAAGUGCUUCUCUCUUUAAGUGCCUUAUUCUUAGAAUUGCCACACUGAGUGUCUAAUUGCAUCCUUUAGCUACAUAGUUUACACUGAAGAUGCUUUUUUGAUGUUUUUAAAAGAGCCCAUUAAAGUGAUAGUCAAUAGCCAGUUAUUGAAGGUCUUGUCCAGAUGCCAGUGUUAGGAAUAAAAGGUGAAGUAGAAGGAUGCGCUGCGUUUUGACGGAUUGGAAGCAACCAUGGUCACAGGUUUAUUCUCAGCAGCUACCUGUGUGUCCAGUCAGCAAAAAAUGCCAAACUUUGACCUGCUACCAUUACAACUUUGUGCUCUUAAAAUUAUACUCCCACAAAAUCUAUCUUUUUAGUAUUAAAAAAAUCCUUUCCUUGUGGUUUUAAAGAUGGCUUCCUUUACAGAGAACAGUGGCUGUACCCUGCUUGAGCUGAUGUAAAUUACAGUGUAUUCCAAUAAUAGUAAUCACAGGCUACACACACCUGUAGAAGAACCAACCUCUUUGUUGUCCAUGUGUGCUUUGCAUGUUUCUACCACACCAAAAUAUAGGUAAAUAUGAGGUUUUAUUUGGCACUUCAAUUGUUCAUCCGUGACAAAUGACAGCAACAACCCACAAACAUAUACAACUACCUACAUGCUACAAACAGGCAGUCUCUAAUAAACUGAACACACAGGCAGAGAGCUGAGAAGUUUGCUUGAGAGGUUUAAGAUGUUUCUUUAAGUAUCUUUACAUUUUUUUUUUAAGUAUAAAUGACCACUUUACUAUUGUGAAGGUUGAGCUUCAGUCUUUGCUACUUAUAGGGUAGAUUUUGGAAGACUAUCUCUUUAAUUCUGAAGAUGAUUGAACAAAACAUGAGGCAAACAUUACUUUGUGAGUAAGGACCUUCAUUUUAAACAGUGUGAAACCUUUCUGUCACCAUGGAACCUUCUGUUAAUCCAAAGAAGGGCUCACAUUGCAAUGUAUUGUUCAGUUAUUAAAGUUUUAGUCAGAGGGUUUUUAUGUUAAUCAGUUUGUUUCUUAUUUAUUUUUUUUAGCUUGACAUAUAUAUAUUACAUUGGUUGCUGGUUGGUUGUAUGAGCAUCAGACAGCUCUGGCAUCAGACAGAGCAAAUAUGCUUGGAACAGCAGAUGUCAAGGUCAAUUUGCAUUGUAUUAAUCUGUCUAAUGGAAUUUUUAGCUGAUGAAAUCUUUUGAGGUGCAGCUGAUUCUUUUUUUUGUCUUGGAGCCAGAAUCCAGGAAAAUGCUUGAAGAACUUCUCUGCAAAAGAGGUAUUUGCAGCUUUUGGGUGUUGUCAGUUUUUAGCUAAAGGGAUUUUUGAAAUUAUAUCAAACUUCUGGUGAGGUUUUCUUUCUCACUAAAUGGAUUCGUGCAUCACUUGAAAUGAUGCUAACCUGUAGAUCUUUGAGAUGUGACUCAUUCUUGUGAGUCUUUGUACCGUGUUUGUCAAACCCUGAGAACUUGCCCUCAUGGUGCCUCGGAGUGACAGCACCGCCAGGCUUGCACACCUCCUGACGCCGUUUGAGCUGAACGCGCUGAGACACGCACAACGUAACAUUCAAUAAAAGCAAAAUAGCUCUGCUUGUGUAUCUGAAAGGAGAGUAAUGAUGCAUGUAGUGCUCAGUGUGGCAUAUUACGCAUGGAGCAUGUUAGUAUUCCUUUUUUAGACUGAAGAACUAUACUCCCAGUUAAAUUGUUUUGCUUCGUGUUCAUGCAGCUCAGGUUUCAUUCCCAUGAGGCUGAAUACCUAAGAUCUGAUAAGUGAAGUGAAAACUGUUUUUAUAUGCGCCCCCACCCCCACUCCCUCCCUCGCAUGUCUGGAAAUUAGAUUUUUUUGGUCAACCACAGUCAACAAGUAGACACAAGUAAAACCUCUGCUCGUUAGAAUGUGCGUCAGUUUUCUUACCGCAACCUCUUAAAAGUCAAACUCUGAAGAUGCAAUGCUCAAACCUGUCGAUACUCCAUUCUGUUUUGUAUGUUUGUUUAUUGUGGCUCAUUUGUGCAGACAGCUGACAGUGUCA